This is a messenger RNA of Tricharina praecox, 1404 nucleotides long. RefSeq lists its product as uncharacterized. The record is from RefSeq and is a predicted model, not a curated record. Gene Ontology annotation, molecular function: hydrolase activity, acting on carbon-nitrogen (but not peptide) bonds, in linear amidines. NCBI's taxonomy places the organism in Eukaryota, Fungi, Ascomycota, Pezizomycetes, Pezizales, Pyronemataceae. The transcript is spliced from 2 exons. The coding region runs from base 1 to 1404 and encodes 467 amino acids.
AUGCUUGUGACCCGCGCUCUUCGAUCCAUUUCGUCACGGACUUCGAGUACCACAAGACUCGCCCUCACGUACAGCCGACGCUACAGUUCGGCUUCGAGCUCGCCGCCACAGAUCCGUAUCAAUGCCGCUCGCCUGCAGUCCACCGUCGAGGAGCUGGCCAAUCUCUCGGUCGCGAAGCCCCUCAAUCACUCGUACAUGCCUAAUCCCCCCUCCAGAUCGCCGGGCAGCACUGAUCCUCGCAGCUAUCCACUGCCAACGGGCACCUCUCUUCUCCCGCCCACAACCUCCCUCCGCCACUACCUUACCACAACGCUGGGUGUCACCCCGCUAAUCGAUGACCUCGGCUCUCUCUUCCUCCCUCUAGCCUCAUCCCCGCGGCCGUCGGCGCCCUCCAUCGCGCUCGGCGGGCCCCUCGACUCCUCUCCGCUCCCGCUCCUCGCCGCGCUCGAAGUAGUCCGCACGCUGCAGGACUACGCCGUUGAGACCACGCACCCAAUAACCCUGAUCGGCUGGUCAUGUUCCAGCGGGAGCCGAUUUCCACGGGCGCUCCUGGGCAGCGGCGUAUGGGCGGGCCACGUGGGCGUCGACGAGGCGUGGGGCAUCCGCGAGGUAGGCAGCGACCACGCGGGGCGGCGCACGGUGAAGGCGUGUCUGCGCGAGUCCGGGUGGCUGGGCUCGCUCGACGCCAGCGUGCAGCUCGGCGCGUACUUCGAGGCGCUCCCCACGAAGUGGAUCGACGAGAUUGAGAUCGGGACUGGCGCGAAGGCGUGGAGGUGGAUUGAGGUGUCUGUCAAGGGAGGCGAUGCGCUCGCUGCUGCCGGCAGGUGUGUCCUCGCUGGGAGAGAGGUGGGCAAUAUGCUUAAUGGCAGGGUGAGCACCGGCGUGUUCGAGGCGGCGAAUGCGGGCUUUGCGGGCACGCCGAGGGAGGCGAAGUUUUCGCUGUAUAUUAUGGGGAAGAAUGUGGAUGAGAUUCAGGAGGAGGCGUUGAGGAUGUUCGCGAAAAUUGCGUUUGAGGAGGGCGGCGUUGUUGAGAAGGUUGAGGUCGUCAUGGAUGAGCCCGAACUCAGGUUUGAUGAGCACUGUAUCGCGGCCAUCAGGGAGAGUUUGGAAGAUGUGAGUGGCGGUGGCUUGCUGGGUGAUCACGAGACGGGGCUGUUGGGUCCCGGAGUCAGCGUGGGUGAGCUCGGCGAGGGUACUGUCGUCGAGAAUUUUGUGGAAAGCCCAAUGGACGCUGUCAAUACUGCGCGCAGAGGCGUGCCGACCGGUGUUGUCAUGGUCCCGGAGGAUAAUGGUCCCGAGGAGUGGGCUCUCGGAGCUCAGGUGUUGCUGGGUGCCGUGCUGGAGUGGGACCGGGUGCAAGGGGCUGCCGGCAACUUCACUGAGCGCGGGUUUUUGAGCAUGUAG